UUAUAACUCAUCAUUGUCACUAACAUUUGAAAUCACACCAACAAACCUUAUCAAUGGCUGCUGCUGCUUCAGCUUCUCUUCAAUCAAUCCCUGCAUCUUUGAAGUUAUCAGCUGUCAAACCUCCUCAACUCCUACCUGCUAAUAACCUCCUUUCAUUCAAAAACUCCAAUAACCCAAUUUUCACUCACAGACUGACCACCGCCACCAACAGCUCCUGCAGCCGGAGGGCGUUUAGUGUCAAGAGUCAGAGCAACCCUUCAGAAUCUUCAAGACCCACUAAAAUUCAUGAACUCUGUGUGUAUGAGAUGAACGAGGGAGACCGUGGCAGCCCUGUGUAUCUCCGAUUGGGUCAAAAACCUGUGAAUUCCCUCGGUGAUCUUGUUCCGUUUUCCAAUAAAGUUUACAGUGCGGAUCUUCAAACGAGAUUGGGGAUCACCGCCGGAAUUUGCAUUCUGAUCAGAAACAUCCCGGAGAAGAAAGGGGACAGAUACGAGGCUUCUUAUAGCUUUCACUUGGGAGAAUAUGGGCAGAUAUCAGUGCAGGGUGCUUACUUGACGACGGAGGAAACCUAUCUUUGCAUCACCGGCGGUACCGGAAUCUUCACCGGAGCGUAUGGUCAAGUGAAGCUUCAGCAGAUAGUGUUUCCUUUCAAGCUAUUCUAUACUUUCUACUUGCAGGGUUUAGCUGCCGAUCUGCCACCGGAGUUGCUAGUCACGCCUGUUCCUCCGACACCGGAUGUACAGGCGUCGCCGGCGGCGAAGGCUGUUCAGCCUGGGGCCACGUGCCGGGAGUAUACCGAUUAAAUCAACGAUGGUGACGGCCACCUUUUAGUUUACUUUUUUUUUGUUGUUGGGUUAAAAAUGGUGCAUGUGGGUUGUACUUUUGGCUUGGUGGGUUGUAUUUUUGAGAUUUGGCUCAAACUCAUUAAUAAUGGAAAUAUUCGUUGGAUUGUUGGCUCUA
Messenger RNA from Cynara cardunculus var. scolymus (artichoke), 960 nucleotides. Its product is annotated as allene oxide cyclase, chloroplastic-like. Gene Ontology annotation, molecular function: allene-oxide cyclase activity. The record is from RefSeq and is a predicted model, not a curated record. NCBI's taxonomy places the organism in Eukaryota, Viridiplantae, Streptophyta, Magnoliopsida, Asterales, Asteraceae. Gene Ontology annotation, biological process: jasmonic acid biosynthetic process. The transcript has 3 exons. Bases 54 to 803 code for a protein of 249 amino acids.